AUGUGUGACUCGCAGAAGUGUCAAGAUUUCCUCGACAUUAUUGAGAAGGUAUGUUUCUUCAAUUCCUGUUCCUGGUGUAUUGUUUUUUUCAGCUGAGUUCAUAAGAUGAGUUUGCAACCUUAAAAGAGAUUCAAAACCUGACGUUUCGAUCGCUUUGGCAGCGUGAAUCCAAUUUCAGGCUACCGCGAAUUUCAAUUUGGUACCUUUUGUCGGAGCGAAUUCAACUCCAUAGCAUCGAAAGCACGUUGGAAAAUCAUCCAAUGUCGCAAAACGGUCAAAAACCAAACUAAAAAUGUCGUUGGCAAUCGAAUAUAUUUUUUAAAGGUUAUUAUCUUUUUUAUGUUACUUUUUUACUUUUUCUGACUGACAAGUUGCAAACAGGUUUGAGUUAUAUCAUUUCUUACGCUUGGUCCCCGUCAGCAACCACGACGGCAACGGCAAGGAGGACUUCAGAAAAACAAUGGUUUUAAUGAGCAAACAACUCUGCACGUGCAUCACAUUUUUUGGUACAUUUCUCUCCCUUCCCUUCACGAAGGCUUUGCUCAUGCGAAGUUCUUGUGACGACGUCAACACACGGUGACCAGUCUUUCUUUCUCUUUGUGGAUUUUUGUUCGGUCCUUCAGAAUUCAAUUCUAGAAAAAAAAUUGCCUUAGAUUCACAAAUUGAUCGGAUUGGAAUAAUCGCUUCGGUUGCCGUCGUUGUUGCUGAAGGUCUCUAUUCAUUAUAGCAGACUCAGAUUUCAUUCAUAUUUUUUUAUUUGUUGCCCCAGAUCUUCUUAAUUUUCAGUGUAGGAGGACCAGUACUCUGAGUUUAAAAAUAACCAAGAAAUGAAGGUACUGCCCAUUGGCGGUAAUAUAAUUGUCCCCAUCUCUAGUAGAAGACGCAAAACAGUGUCCCCAGUUAGUACCAUCACUUACAUAAUUGUAAUAAUAACAACCAAAUGCGCUGUUCUUUUUUUUCAGGUUAUCAGUAGACAUGUGGAGCUACAAGGCAAAAGCUACCCACUUGAACAACAGCAACAGGUUAUAGCCUAUAAUACUAUGUUCGAAUAGCACUAUUUUUAGAAAGGCAGGAAAAUGUGAACAAGUUUUAAGGGUCGAAUACAUCUCUAUAACAUUCUGCUCGUUGUACUGGUCAGCUAAAUGAAGUUAUUUUUGGUACCCACGAAGAUCUCUUACUUAGCAUCAGUGAUCCUCCUAUAUACAAAAGAGAAUAUUGAUUUUGUUUUCCUUGUUGGGCUCAUACUCGGUGUAAAAAUCUGUGAAACUCACGAGUGACGUAAAACAAUUAAUACGAAGAAGCCAUUGGGAAUUCAAGUCAACGCAAUAGAGCCAACGAAAAUAACAGCUAGAAAAAACUUCACAGGUUUUUACACCGACGAUGAUCCCUUUGUUGUUCUUCCAUCUAUAGUUGGUGCAAGAAGAAAAAGAACUAAAGGACAUCAAGACAGCAGUCAGCGGACUGGUGGAAGUUUUUAAGGUAGGGAUGUUUGUGUUGGACUGUUCACAGUCUCCUACUUUUUCGAAAUAUCGUUAGGAUCGAGCGCUUACCGGUACGAGCGGCCAUCUUGGUUUCAUAUGUACCCUCGGGCGUCGGGCGUCGGGCGUCGGGCGUCGGGCGUCGGGCGUCGGGGUGUUAAGAAGUUUUGACACUCAUCCAAGAUGGCUGCCCGUAACGCAAAGCGCUAAAGGACUGUGAAGAGUCUAUGUGUUAGCAAAAAGUGGUUUUAUAUUGAGCAUCUUAAACCCAAAACCAAACCAAAGAAAUAACAAUCGCCUGUGCAAGUUAGCAAUUUUGAAAAAGUUAUGUUACUGCUAGUGCUAUACAUCAACAUCCCCCUCCCCCCUUUCUGGAAUAAACGUCGUAACCGACCGAAAUUUUUACCCUGCAGCGACUGGUCAGUCACUCAAAAAAAAAAAAAAAAAAAAAAAAAAAAAAAAAAAAACAGCAUAGCAACUUUUAACUAUGGGUGUGAAAAUAUAGGUUAAGAUUGAGGUUUGCAAUCCAGUGUCAACACUUAUUUUACUUUUGUGUUGGUUCUUUUUCAACUUCUCAACCAGAACCAAGUUAUUUACUUUUUGACACGCGUUCCCCGCGCUAAUAGGCUAGUUUCGAAUUAUCAAAAUUCGCAGUUUGGCUUCGAGGCUGAGGGGAAUAAAACGACAGAAAUGAAUUAUUUAUCCCUGAAUUUCAAUGCUUUUUUAUUUGUUUUUUACCACUCAACUUCAGUGCUAAGUAUGAAUCUUAAUAAUUUGAAACUAGUCUACUGGGGCACCCUCAAGAUUAAGUUCAGAUUGAUUUGUGGGAUUGUCUGAGUGUAGGAUUCUCAAUACCUAGGUGUUCAAAAUGUUACAUUUGGUAGCUAAAAGCGAGGCUCUUAAUGCAGAGCUUUAAUCAGGGUUCGUACAGAGUCUUGAAUUCUUGAAAAAGUCUUGAAAUUCGCCCAGCGAUUUUCAAGACCUGGAAAAAGUCUGGAAAAUGGAGAUAAAGUCUGGAAAAAUGGUAAAAAGUCUUGAGUUUAUUUUCAGAGCUACAACAAGUGGUUUAUAAGUGAAAUUUUGUUUCGUUUUGGUCAAAUCUUAUUCAAUCUCGCCGGUACGUUUGCAGUGCAUCGUGAGAAAAGCUUUGUUCUUUCUUUUUUUAAGGUCUGUAUUGAUCAACUAUUUGAUAACCUUGAGUCUGGAAAAAGAAAUUAUUGUUUUGGAAAAAGUCUGGAAAAAGUCGUGAAUCUGUACGAACCCUGUUUAAUAGUUGUUACGGGGCUUAUCCCACCCGGAUAUGCAUCAGCAUGGACUCACUCGGGCCAUUUAUCCGAGGAAAAAUUAGACGCGCCUUAAAAAAGAUGCUCGUCUUGUUUUAAGUAAUAAGCAAACUUCUCGCAUAUAUAGUACAAAAAAUGUCUUCGCGGCUUAAAUGAGACGCAACUUAGCUAAAUGUAAAUUUGAAUUGUUCGUUUUAUCGACAGCACAAGUUGUACCGUUUGCCUCACGGCCACGCUGUUCGUACAUUUGAACUGUUGGUGUCACACAUGAAAGCACAUUAUUACCAUGGAUAUAGUACUGACAUCGCCAGCGUUAUAAGAAACUUGGUAUGCUUAACGUUUUUCUAGCAUAGAAGAAAAUACCGUAAAUGGAAAAGUAAAUAAGUAAAUAAAUUAAUGAAUAAAUGGUCACAUACAAUGAAAGCAGUUUGAAUGUAACACUUUACCUCUUGGACUCAAUUUGUGGUUAACUAUAUUGAGCGUAAAAGAAAGUGAAUAAAAGUUCGUCCGGGUGAUCGUAGUCCUGAAUAGGACUGUUGUUGGCAGGGACAGACGUUUCGACAACCUGCGCGGUCGUCAUCUUCGGGAACCAAAUGAAUUUUGUCGUCAUUAGAUGGUAUAAAACUCCGAUUAUCGACUUAACCAGUCAAAUAUGUCGUGAUAUUAUUGCUCGUCUAUCAUUUUUAAAUGGCUUAGAAGCCAUGGUAAUAUCGGCUGUGGAGACUCUAAAUAUGGAUACGGUUUUUGAUAUUAAAUAUGUCGUGGUGCGUUUCGUUACGGUUUUUUGAAAACGUCAAAAACAUUGUAAUAUCGGUCGUCUUGUGGACAAAGUAACGAAAAUUGUCAUUUUUUUUUGAAUAAUUAAUCCAAUGUUCUCACUUUUUUGUUUUGUCUUCAAUGCAGUGUUUUAAUGCUUGAUUCCCAAAAAUCUUAUCAAGACAUGAUCAACAUCUUAUCAAGUAUCAACAUGUACGUGUCAAAACUGUACAGACUGAAAAAUGGGUAAAACUGUGUGUAAUAAAUCACCUUAUGACAUUAUAACUGCAAGCUUCUUACAAGUAUACCUUAUUUUCAGGCGUUUGAGUGUUUUCUUAGUUUGCGAUGUGAUUCCAGUUUACGACUUGGUUUAUGUGAUAGCAAAUCAGAGGGAGGCGGUGGAAAGUUCAGUCCUUACUUUACUUGUACGCACAGGUAACCUUUCACGUUUAAUUUGAAAGCGUUGCCAACUCUAUUUUUAGACAACCAUAUUCUUUUAAAUGUAGUGACGUAACCUUUUCUUUUUUUUUCUUUAAGUGAUGCUGAUACAAAGGCAUUGUCACAUCUUGCGCUGAUGAAUUAUUCAGAAGUCUUUGAAGUGAUAUUGAAUUGUCUGCAAUAUGUAAGAUAUACACAACAUUUUGUUAAUUUUUCCCCAAGUUUAACUCAAGCAUCCCUGAUAUAACAGUGAUCAACCUAACGUCAACCGAAGGAUCAAAGACCAGAACGGCACUUUUUCUUAAUGUUCUGUUUACACUAAAUGCACUUUAAGGCCAAUUUUACAGAUUAACUUAGCAAGAGUAUUUUUGCGCCGUUUCUGGUUGUGUGUUUUCUUUCUCGCGCUCUCUCUCGCGCGCUCGCGUGUGUUUAGAAAAGAACGAAAAGAAAAAUAAAACAACGCCUGUGUACAGGCUAAGACGGAGUAAUAACAAGGGCCAGUGCAAUCCGGAAAGAAAAUUAGUUUGAACCACACAGUUUUUCUCAGGAAAUUAAACAUUGAUAUUGUAGAAUUUUAGACUUAUUUUUUGUAUUUUCAAUGGCACUAUAUCUUAUUUUCUCAAUUUUUUUUUGAAAAAAAUCCCCUUUUGCGUUUCAAUAACAGUCGGGAAUGCAGAUGUUUGAUCCCUUUUUUCAUUUUUUUAGGAGUGGGAUUGGACAGUAAUGGAACAUGUUUUAACCGCGCUACCCGAGGUCUUACAAAAUAAGAACCUAAUACUAUCAGCCAAUCCUGCAUUGAACACGAUGACGUCAGUACUCUGUCACAUGGUAAGGCCCCACAUUUCGCGCCUUUACUCCAUCUUAGACCCAGCUCAGACGCCUUACUUCACAUGAGCCGAAUCGAAUUCAGUGAAUGACGUUCAUGGAAGUACGACGUCUGAGUGUAUUCGAAACAAGAGUCAAAUUCGAAUUUGGAUUGGUUGAGCCGCUCUUCACACCUAACAUAGCCGGGGAUCACAUCGGCUGUGGACCGUCGUAGAUCAAGAGAGAAUGAGAUUCAGAUGCGGAACUUCACUUCGCCCCUUUUAGUCGUUUUCAUGAUCGCUUAGGUAUCCUAUUGCCGGCUUUUGUUAGAUCACUCUGUUUUCUUUUUUCUGUGCAGGUGUCAGAGCCUUCUUGUAUAAUUGACCUUCGUCGGGUUCCUCAUGGUGUUGGCAGAGCGGGAUUGCAGUCUCUCAUAUUUCCAGUGAGUAUCAGUUGAAUUUUGGUUCUCGUAGUUACCCAUCCUCAGCACCUGACAGGUUUUCCCUCAGUUUUACCACAGAUUGGUCCAUUCAUUGCGUCUUGAUACCAAGCUACUCCAAAUGCAUAUUUUGCAGGUUUUAACAGUUCUCGCUACAUAUCAUUCCAGUCUUGACAGAGGCCGACAGGUGAGUUUAGCAUUUUUGGGUAAAAUCCGUCCAAAUGGUAAGAUGUUCAAACUUCCUGAGUCUUUCGUACGUUUGUUGGGCAUAAUGAAAAGAUAAUGUACUGGUUUUCCAUAACUUCAGUAUGCUUUUCUUCUCGUGGCACUGCAGUUAAACCUUCAUGUGCGACCACAUCUUGAGAUACCACCCAUCCUAGAAAAACAAAAUAACCCCCCAAAAGCGCAAACCCAAAAUGCCAGAAUUUGAUGCUCAAAAGGAUGAUGUUUUACAAGUGUUCAGUACUUUGAUCGGAAAACUGAACUUGGUAUUUUACAUAGGUAGUCUCAUAUGAGAGGUGGUCGCAAGUGCAGGUUCGAAGGAACCAACAUAAGUUUUCCAGUCAUAGCACUAUAAUGGUCGCUGACUGAAUGCUCCGGUGUUUAUGAAAUAGUAGUAAACUUUGUUUCUAAGGAAACUGUGAAAGGUUUGAACCUAGGAGUCAUUUCAUAAGUAAAGGACCACGUAGAGUAGAGGAGCACAGUCAGGACUACGCUAACCCGGACGACCAUGCUCCACGUACUUUGCUUCUAAUGUUCUUCCUCUAUGGUGCAUGUGUGCCAUAGGAAAAGAACUCAAGGAAAUGACAGGGCAUCUUUUUUAACUUUUUUUUUCUUUUUUUGGCCAAAAGCAGGGUUCGCACAGUCUUGAAAAGUCCUUGAAUUUUCUUCAACUUUGAAUGUAGUGGUCUAAAAAGAUUUUUUUUGAUGCUUUUUGGUUGUCUAAGACAGAAUAUAAAUCAUAGCUCAGAGAAUUGAAAGGUUAUUUACAUAAAGUGCUCUAUGUGUUAUGCAAUAAUUAAGCACCAAUUUAAGACAUGUAAACUGAAAAAUGUAGAGAAGUUGGUGGAGCAAACAGUUCAAGCCUUUAAGUCUUAUGAGAAUAGACUGGGAAUGUGGAUUUUCGUUAUUAGCUGUAAAAUUAUACUCCUAGUAGGCUGUCCUUGAAAAGUCCUUAAAAAGUCCUUGAAAAAUGGUUGCAACUUUUUAUAUGAACCCUGAAAAGAGGUGUCCUUAUGAAACAGUUUCACUGUACUGAUCUUGUUUGCAUAUGCUUGUCCUAGUUUGAGCUGGUGAGGACAUUGGAGUUGGGUUUAGUGACAAAGUGCGCCGUGCUGUGUGUCUCAUCUCUGACAUUGUGCACCAUGGAAAUGCAGGCAGUCAUGAAAAGGUUGGUACAUUCUGUUUUAACCUCCAUUACAUUAUUGUCUGACGUCUGAACUUUUCCUUUGGCAUACGUGCAAGGCUUUAGUAUAUUUUUAUCAGACCUUAAUGUCGGCCUAUUAUUACACGGUACUACCUGUUUGUUGCUCUUAUGUUUUGAUUUACGUUCAAAGUGAUUUUCCUUCCCAUUUCUAAAAAUGUAACCGGCUUUACUUUCCAUGCUUCGUCCCACGGGAUUCGUCGAAAACUUUGAGCCCCAAACUAUUUUGUCCUGCUGGAGUGAAACUCUCAGUGUUGCGCUUUGUGUAAAGUGUUUUUUUUUUAUCCUUUAAUUUUCCAUUUUCCAGCCUUCUUCCAGCGCUACUUGUCCGCUUGACCCAGAUCUCUGCGACCGUUUCCAUGGCAGCACCUAUGCUGGAGUUCCUCUCAGGUGUGCACUGAAAGUUGUUCACAUUUUAGGGGUUUAUUCAAAUUUUAAAUCCUUUUAUUUCUUCUGUCAUAAUUGUGGACGUACUUUUUUUAACAGGUCUCGUUCAUUUACCGCAUUUGUACGCCAGUUUCCAGGACAGCCAAUAUAAAAGCGUCUUUGCUAUUUGUUUGCCAUACACAGAUCCAUUCAGGUAAGUCUUUGUUGUUGGCGAUUUUCUAAUCAGGGUUGCUACGUUCAGGAAAAAAAAAUCAGUGAAAAACAAAUUUUUAAGGUCAGGGAAAAGUCAGGGAAAAUCUUGUACAUCGUCAAAGUCAGUGAAAAGUCAAGGAAUUUUUUUUUUAAUUGCCCACAAAAACCCGUGAAAAGUGGUUGAAAAUGAAGAGAGGAAUAUUCAUUUGAUGUUCUUAUGAAAAAAAAGCUGAAGCAUACGUAAAGUCGGAUUGUUUUUUGUUAAUAGACACCUAAUGCAAGGUCAGUGAAAAUAUCUAGAGGUCAGUAAAUAGUCAGGGAAAAUUCAUAGGAUUUUAUUUGUUUCUGAUUGGUGGCAACCCUGUUGAGUAGUUUAUAGAGUUUGCACGAUUCUAUUUACCUAUAAUAUCCACAAAUGUUAAGUUGUUGCGCGUUUGUUUCUCACACAGGUAUUCUCAGUACACCGUGACACUUGCUUAUCACGUGAUUGCCGCUUGGUUUGUCCGGUCACGUGUAGCUUAUCGCAAAGCAUUUGUUGGAUUUGUGAGCAAGGUAAGAGAGUGUCUAUUUCUCAAUACUCUCCUCUACGUUCUGUGAAUAUAAAUGUACCAUACAUACUGCUACGUCAACCAGCCACGAAUUCCAGUCCAACCUGGAACGAAAAAUGAGUCGACAGAAGUUCCAUCCCUGCCGGAGCUCUCUAUCUCUAGAUUUCAUUUCUUUGCUCAAAGCUCUGUGUUGUAAGUAUUGCUCUAUAUUCUUCCUUUUAUGGGUGUUCACGAGUAGAACUGUAUUUCUCCCAAAAACUAUAAACAACGAUAGGUUAAAACAAAUUAACGAAUCCAAAAACUACUCCUAUCAAACCAAAAUUUAUCCUUUCUCUGUCCUUACGCUACGUUGGUACGCUCUACAACUUAAUUAUUAUCUGACACGAAUUAUAUAUUAAACAAGACUAUUUAUAGUGAUGUCAUAGGUGACGAAUUACUCCUUAAUUUUGGCGAGAAAUUUCAGCGAUAAUUUGUAAUUUCACAUGUGAAAUUACAAAAUUGUCAUGGCAACCUUCCGUACGUCUCAGUGUCAGUUUCAAAAUGUCAUGAACGAAGAUGCCAGGGCAUAAAAAGCCCCUUAAAAAACCUGAACACACGAAAGAGCACAUCAAGAAGGAUUGUAACAGGUAUUUGUUGAAAAAUUCUGAACUUAAGCCAAAUCUAAGCUCUAAACGUUCGAGAGAGGAAAGUUCUCGAUCAAUGCGAUCCAGGAUAAACAUGUCAAAAAUCCAAGAUUGCUAACGUAAUUCGUCACCCAUGAUAUUAAUUGGUAAUCAGAUGGUAUACUCGUGAAAUUAGGGAAUAAUUUCACUUGCGUUUUGUCCAAAUCCAAAUAAUUUCCCUAAAGGCUCGGGGCGCGUGAAAUUAUUCCCUAAUUUCACUCGUCACCAUUUGAUUACACAUACUAAUAUCCUGGCAUGCAGUCUCUUAGGGCACGAAAUAACGCUAUUUCAUUAAUCUUCUUGUCCAAUGGGAUUUCUUAAUUAUUUCAUCCACUCUAUGGCAGGGUCUUAAAUCAAGUGCUAUAAUCCCGGAGCGUUAUGACGCAAGACCCGACAGCCCUGCUUUGGCGGCUUCCAGGGCCCAAAUGGGCAGCGUGACUAAUCAGCCCUCGCCCCAGAUCACUCAUCGGUCAGUUUCGCCCGUGACCCAUAAAGAGACUGAAGCGGCGUGUGAAUUGCAUUCUGAGAUGAGUGAAGUGUGUAUGGAUAUGAUGGCUAGGUACACAUUUGCUCCUUGUAUGUCACAACCCACCAGGUAAACAGUCUUGUAAAGUGGUUGUUCGAUAUUCAUAACUAGAAAAACCUGCUUUUUAUCACUGUGGUUUUAUAUGCGCGCCGUUAUUGGCUUGCUAGGAGAUCUAACAAGCAAAUAUUUCGACGAAGUUGCCAGGCGCAGAAGUAAAAAUACCCACCUUCAGUAAUAGAUUUUGACAACGAAUGAAUUUCGUCAUAGAUGUGUGCAUUGCAUUUUUGUAGCGGCGGGUCGAUGCAUUUGCUAAUAAAUUGUGGUCACUGGCAUCAAAGUGUUUUAACAUUGCACCCUUACUACUAUUACGAUCAUAACUAGUAUAUUUAGGACGUAAAAAGUACAAUUACUGAAAAUUUGUGUUCACCUCUGUUAUAAUUAUUUUUUACAGAACAUUGACAGUUAGCCUGUAAAAUAUUUUGCUAUUUUUCUCUGAGAAAACUGUUCCAGUGCUGAUCCAAGGAAUGCAAAAUCUUAAUGGAAUUAUUAUUCGUGUUCAGGACUAAAGCCGUAGAAUAUAUGCUGGCCAGCGGUCACUCCCGCACGUGGAUGAUAGGCAACACGAUUGUAACAAUAACAACUUCCGGUACAUACAUCAGUUUGGAUGGAGUGUGUGAAAGCUGCUUAGCACUGAGGCAAAGAACAGCUAACCUUGCUCACGGUGACAAAGUUAAAGUCGAAAAAGGUCCUAAACAGCGCAAAAAGGCACCCGUUGUCUCGAAAGAAGAAUCUCCUUCACAGGCCACGAUCGACCACAUUCACGGCGCUGGUCCCGGUCCCGGUACUCAGGCCCCUUCUGGUGCUCAAAUGAGCGCUGAAGGUUCAAGCUUGGAAAAAACGGCUCUUCACAAGGUGCACUCUGUUGAUACUGCAAAGUUGAUGUUUGAAGCUCAUGGCAGCGUUGCUUCUGAGCGGAGAUUCAGCGAACCUCUUGUUCCUGUUAACCCCCAGAACUGUCAGUGUGUCUGCCAAGGAUGGGCAGAGAUAUUUAUCCGGCGACCCAGCGGUAACAUCUCUUGGAUCAUGCGCAUUCAGAAUAGGGAAUCAUCAAUGCAUUUGGAUAGUGAUAUUAGCACAGCUGUGGUGGAUGAUCCCCAGAUUGGUGAAUGUAAGUUGACUUUUUAUUGUUGGUUAAAGGGGAGUUUGUAUUAUUAGUUAACGCAGCGAACCGGAGAUAAAUGAAUAUCUUUUAGAUACAUAUAUUUGCACCAAAGUGCAAUUUGAAAUUUUUGGUUUUCUCUAAAUGUUAAACCAUGGGGUGCUAGAAAUCUCACAGCCCACGUUUGCCUCUCAAGCCAGCGAGAAAAAGAAAAACACACCGUAACCGUAUCACAGAAGAAUAAGGAGCUUUAGCGACGAGGAUGGCGACGGCAACGAGAACGUCUAAGAAAGCAAUAGGUUCAAUACGUGAAACAGCAACUCUGCACGUGCAGCACACUUUUUGUACAUUUCUCUGCCGUCACUUCACAACUACAACUGCAAAUUCCAUCACGAGACGUUUUAUGGAGGACGUAAAUACAUCUCGAAGAAUUUUUCUUUCUCCUUGUCAGUGAACUUGGGUUUGGUCCCCACGAAUUCAUUUACAGGGAAAUUAAACUACAUUUGACUUUUUUAAGUGAGGUGAAAUAAUCGCUGCGUGCAAAACUGGACAUAUCUCAAUAAUCGCGGAAAAUUAAAAAAAAAAACGCUUUGGCCUUGACCAUCGCCGUUGCUUAACCUUUUUAAUGUUUACUUUGCGAGCAGUGUUUUGACCAGCAUAUUUUGGUUGGCAUCCUCAAGUGGCCCUGGAGACGAAGGUAAAAAAGAUGAAGUGUCUUCUCCAACCGCUUGGCGUUCAUAGGACACCCUGACGGCCCAUGAAACCAUUUAACCUAACUGCCCCUCCCCUCUGUCCCCCGCUCAAUGCCCAGCAGGAUUAUUGGUGCUACUGUCAUCCGUUUACCCACAAUGUUGGGACCAAAGAGACCGAAUAAUUCUUAACUGUGUUUUCUUUCCUUCCCCUUAGUUUUAUCUCCACCUAGCGACAAGCUUGAAGAGAUCCUGAGUACAAGCACAGAAAGUGGAUCCGUUAUUGUUGACGUUAUCAGGCAAACCAAGCCACCAGAGGGGAAGGGUGGGGUCGUCGACGCAGGUUGGUUUGUUUUAAUAUCAAAUGGUAGUGAAGUCCAGUUAAACACUUGAAGUAUGAAUCUCAAACAUUUGAAAGAGCCCCUGUACACUAUAAGGCUAUGAUGACACUAUACCAUGUAGCUUUUGCACUGGCACGAAAACCAUACCGGAUAGGGGUUCUGCUCACACAUGAGGACGGUUGUGGCGGCGCGAUUUCUGUAACGGGGCGAAGCUGCGCCGCGCCGCGCUGAUCUCUAAAAUGGAGAGUCACCUUUUCUUUGCUAAUUUAUUCUUUACCUAUUCAAUCAGCGCAAUCUUAGGCCAUGGCGUAUUAAUUGCAAAAAGGGUGAAAUGUUCCAAACAGAUUGAAAGAAGAACUUGUAGUCAUCAAUUGACGUAAACAGAGGUGACGGCAAACCCGCUGCAAAUGAAUAAGGGCGACUUAAGACAAUUUUAAUUUAGUCUAAGUGUUUUAAAAACCAAAUAAUGUUCUCUCUCUUUGGUUUCCGCCCCAAUUAGCCCUGGAAAACUCACCUUCUGGCUGGCAGCAAGGCAGUACUGAGGGAUACAAAAAUCUGGAGCCACCUCAUCUUGACUCAGUCUCAAUGUACACACCUACUGGAAGCACAGAUUCACCGCCAAGUACACCUGCGGAUUCCAUGGAAUCAGAGUCAUUUGAGGCAAGGGGCAGGCUUCUUAGCAGAAGCCCAAGGAAGAAGCCGAGUUUUUUUACAGUGAGUUUGAAAUGUUUCAAGCGGCAAUUUCAGUAGCGCAUUAGCAAUGUCUUUUGUUUGGGUCAAGUGAAAGAAACCGGCUUCUUACGAUCUGUGUAAUUAAACUUUAUACAGUCGGACGCUGCUUUACGGGGACCUGCUUAGUACUGUCACCUCGUUAACUUAAGGUGGCUCGAUGGGGUUUUUAUACUGCCUGACUACUUUCUUGUUCCUUGUAAGCAUUUUGUAUUGUCCAGAUUUUCAUACCAUUGUGAAUUACAAGCCACCAAGCUUAAAACUUGCGGCGCUUCAGUAACCACCGAACACUCUCAGAAUAUGGUAAUUUAAGGCGCUUUGCUUUGUGCAGUUACUGAAAGUAGCAAAACAAGAGGUCAAAUAUACCGCCUUUGCUGCAAUGCGGAGCUUGAAAGCUAGAACAUUUACUGUUCUAAUGCAGUGAGGAAACAUUUGUGAGCAUUUUACUGAGUCGUUGUUAUGUGAGGGCUGAUUUAAGUGUGAAAAAACAAAACAAAAACAAAAAACAAUACAAUACAAAAAACAAAACAAAACAGAAAAAGACCCUUCAAUAAAUAGGCGCGCUACAUUCAAAAGUGCGCUCGAAGAAAUCAUCGAAACUUGGCCAAAGUGCUACCCAUAAUGUACAUUAUCCAUAGUUUUAACCGAUUGUUCUAAAGAAUUCGUUUCUUUUGGUAAAUACCAAAUAACAAACGUUUGCUACGGCAGCGUUGCGUUGGUAGGGACGCUCCGAUCUUCAGAAACCUAACUGAAUAUCAAACUUCAACGUACUGCUAGUCUGCUUGUAACAUUGAUAUUCUGAAAUCGUGUCUAGGUGUAUUUCUUUGUUAAAUGACGGCAAAUUUUCCUUGUGUUGAAUUCGUAAGGAUUCUUUCCAAGUUCACGAAGGGAAAAGAAAAAUUCGUCGUUAAGUGUUCAUGUCCUCCAUAAAACUUCGCGUUAGGAAGUUCCACGUCACACUCGUGAAGUGCUCGUCAAGAAAUGUACCAAAAAAGUGUGAUGCACAAUUAUUGCACGUGCAAUACAAUAAUUUGGAUCGAAACCCACCAACCAUGAGUGAGGUUUGUGAUACACCAAUCACUAACAACCACGGUGGUACAAAUAGUUCGACUCAGUAUAUCGACACUUUCUCCUGUUGAAGACCUGCAGUGUGCUGUCGAAACGUCGCGAUUAAUAUCAAAGUGGCAAUCGUUAAACAAACAAUAAAAGCGAAAUACUAUUAAAUCAUAUUUAAUGUAGUUAACGACUAGGAGCUAUGGUCUCGAGUGUUUUUGGCAUUCUUUGGUGGCGUGUUGGCCGUCUGUAGCGCUGUUGCAUGACCAUGUUUGCGUUUGUAGCGUUUACCAUUGUUUGUGAGCAUGAGAGGCAGAUUCCUGUCCAGCGGUAUGUCGCUUUGGUGCUUGCGGAGGCCAUGUGCCUGCGUUGUGUUUGCGUUGUACUCGAAGCUUUGUUAGCGUGGCUUGGCGUGGCGUGGCGUUCUAGCAGCGUAGCGUUUCUCUUGGUUCCCCUCUCUCCCCCUCCUUCCUUUCCUUUCCUUUCCUUUCCUUUUAUUUUAUUUAUUUAUUUAUUUUUUCCGGGUGUUUGUUCAUUUUACUUUCACUGGGCUUCUGGCCUCAGUGAGACGGGUGCUAUAGUGGGGGGUUGGGCGCGGGGGGGCUCGUGGCUGGGUUGCGGGUUGGUAGGCCUGUGGGUGUUCUUCCGCCCUGGGGUGUAUUGCGGUUGCAGCCCCCUGGCCCAUGGGCACCUAGCCUCCACUUGCGACGCAGUCGUUAAACCCUUUAUACACAUUAUCCACGAUGAUUAAUAUCUUUCAUGACACCUAUUUUGUUUUGUUGUUGACCUUCUUGGUGUUAUCGUGUUCGUGGUUUUAACGAAAGUUAUGCUUUCAAAAGGUGACUUCUUUGUAUGAUAGCUACCAUUAAUAGUUACUCCUUUGCCUAUUCUUGUUAACUACGACUCUAAGGUUUGAGAUCACUUUGUUGAUGAAAUAUCAGAUGUUUUGUUAGGUAUUAAAGAAUUUAUUCCUUUUUUAUUUCCUUAAUGAGUUGCUAUUUAGUUUUUGAGGGUGAUGUAACAUGCCUUGUAUUUUGCCGUAGAUGAGAGAGUCAGAGUCCUCGGACAUACUAGAAAGCCCAGAAACUACCUCCAUGCAAGGUAUGAUAACUCAAAAUCAUCAAGUUGAUGUUAACCAGGCAACAUGGUCAAAGCUGUUACCAAGUAGCAGUGUGCGUUUGAUACAAUGGUUUUCAAGCGAGAUUUAUCUGUAUUACUGCACCAUGGGAUUAACUGAAAACAUCUGCGUAGCUCAAAAGGGCUGGUUUAGCACCUUGUUACCAAACAAACCUUCACAGAAUUCUACGGAAAUGUAAUAUAACUGCAACAUACUUUAGAAGAACACUUGAGAAAUACAAAAAAAAAAGACUUAAAAGAACCUUGGUGGGUUAAAUUGAAGAAUAUUAAAGCAGAUUUCCAUUAAGGUAAAAUUGAAAAACAGCGACCUGCUUUUUCAAGUUUGUCAUAGUUUGUAUGAAAAUAUAACUUAUGAUGCAUGGGAAUUAUCUAUAUUUGACAAUGCGGCGUUGAAGCUGUCAGCGAAAAGCGUUUCGUCCUACAAUUCGUACUUUAAACUUGCCACUUAAUGAAAAUAGGCAAAAUUAUUGAAAGUACCGUCCGUCAUCUAGCUUAGUAGCUACCCCCAUUUAGAAUUGUUAGCAGCGGAUUUAAAGGGGACAUGCCAUCCCCUUGAACCUAAAUCCAACUUCUAGCAUGUGUUUUCUUUGCCAUCGUUGCCAAAGUAAAAAUUGAACAGAAAUUCAAAAUUUCAUUUUCAUGGGAAAGUAUUGUCAGUGAAGUUUUAUUUGAAUGGUCCAUAGGAUUUUGUCCACAGACUCAAAAGUUAGAGCCGCCUUACAAGAGACCAUCCCUCACUUUAGGAUUAAAAGGGCCAAACACACGUACAUGUCUAUUUGUUGCAGCAACUCCUCAUGAUUGAUUUCGAUGUUGAAUACACAUAAAAUGUUCUGCAAUUGGUAUAGGAUUUAAUGGAGCCGAAACCAAUUGUGGAAUUGUGGAAUUGCACGCAUUUUAGGCAUCCUCCUGAUGAACAGUUGCGACACGUAGAUGUAUCUUUUUUAGCAACUACUAUAAUUUGCAAUCUGUCCACUUUGAAUACUUUAUAACUGUAUGUUGAAUAAAUAGUAAAGAUUAUAUGUUAAUUAGUCCAUCAAAACGGUUUUGAAAUCGUGUUAGGAUUUCUAGAUAUCCCGCAGGAUCAGACCAGGAAAGAAAUGACCUUUGAAAAGGUAAGAAUAAUAGUUGGUAGCGUGAUGUUCCGGUUCGACUCUGCUUAAUUUCUUAAUUUCUAUUCUUUUUACUGGACGGGUAGAAUUGAAUCUUCAAGUUCACCCCUUCGAAAUCCUCUCAGUGCAAGUCGAUUUUAGUGCUUGAUACUUAUUAAACUCUUUGUUCUUCGGCUGUUAAGUAGCUUCAUGUUGUGUGGAACUUUAGUUUCUCAAUACUUUCAAAGAGACGGAAUUGUUUGCCCCAAACGCGGGUUUUUUUGUUGGCCGUAACAGAGUACGGCGUAGGCAAAGGUUCUUAACUCCUUCUUUGAGCCCUCCUGCUGCCCCUACAUUAUAUUCCGCAAAGCGUUCCCUCUCCUCUUUUUUCCCUUCUAAAUCUUUAUAAUUAUUUUUCUCUUCUACAUAUGUAUUUGUAUUCAAUUUGUUUAGUGCAUAUUUUGUGUGAGUAAAAUAUAAAUUGAACUGAAUUGAGACAAUUCUUUUUGGACCAAUCACUCUUAUCUUUUGUUCGUAAGAUUAACAUAGCAUUACCAAGUAAUUUAACUCAAUUUUCCUUUUCGUCUUUGUUGCCUCCUUCUUUUGCGUCUUUCACUGAUAACUUGUUACUUUGCUGGUUUUAACUCGUGGGUACGCGCGAGCGUACCACGAGUUAUUGCAGGGACAGGGAUAUGCAAAUGAGUCACUCGCUCACUCGUAGUAGACGCACUUCGUAAUUAAUCGGGUCCGAACUCGAGAGCGCGAAGAUAUAUCGUUUUCAAAACGGAAGCACGCGCUCGCCGAAGUUCGGUGGCAUCAUAUUCCUCGCUGAGAGCGUGCAUCGUGCGCUACAGCACGGUUAGAGGAUAGAGGUCUUACCAAAUUUAAGACACACAGGAAUCUUUCAGAUUAGUACGAUUCAAGAACAAAAGCAUUUCUUUGGGAACUAAAAUCUAUUUUCGUCCAGGCGUUUUAAACUUGACGACGGAUGAGAAUUUGAUUCUCUUUGACUCGUCCAGGCGUUAAACUUGACGACGGAUGAGCAUUUGCUCUUCGACUCCUUCAACUUCGACGCUGGCUUGAUCUCCUACCUUGUAGUAAUGUAGUAGGUUAUGUGUAUGAAUGAAUGUAUGGUAAAUAAAGGCACUUCUUCUUCUUCUUCUUAAGGACUCCCCAAGAUCACGGGGGGAAAUGGAUGUGAUUUUGAGCAUUAGCUUUAAAAUGACAGCGGAAAUCGAGAUAAGAAAACAUAAGCUUAUGUUCUACGUCCUACUUCGCGGAGGAGUUGUGUCGGCUUUGUAUCGCAUAUGUUCUUUCAUUACCAUUAAAUGCGUUUACAUUGUGUUUUACUGUCAGUAGCCUGGUUCCAAUUAGCCUUAAUUUCAUCCGAUUGCUUCGAGUCGUUUUUUCAAUCGGUUAAGUAUGGCUCGAUCGUUUGCCGGCGGAAGUUCCAUGGAAAAGGCAUUGAAUUUGAGACUUUUCACCAAAUUAUGUGAUCAUCCUCAAUGGCGUAGUGGCUAUAUGAGGUCGGGUCAACCCGAAGGUAGCGGGUUUAAAUCCUGCUAAGGACCUUCUUUUUUCCUCCUUCCUUUUUUUUUUCUUUUUUGUUUUGUUUUGUUUGCUUAAAUGUUUUGCUGUUUUUUUUUGUUUUUGUUUUUAAAUUUAUACCUAAAUAACUGUUAAUAAAGUGCAAUAAACAGUAAGAAAAGUAUUGCGUUUCCAGAACAAGGAUAGUAUAUUUAUAAUCUGAAUUUCUAUCAUUUCCUAAAAUUUACUGUGGGAAAACCAGAGGUGAUAACUAAGUGAUUAUUUUCUUAACAACGUACCCACGAGUUGACGAUAGUCUUUCUUUGAUUAAUUUAGCCGCAACUUGGAGUCUCUCCCGCUGAGCACUUCCCAGUCUCCUCUCUGCCAGAAUACAGCCAGUGGCAACCGAAGAAAGCAGAGACCAAAUAUCUGUCAUCUUCUGAGAUGUACCGGGUAAGACUGGGCAGUAGGGAGGCAGUAUAUUCUACGAGAUCGUUUAGAUCUGUUUUCUGCGACUUUUGUUACACCAAUAAUAAAGAAUCAUAGUAUUGCCCACUCCCUCCCUCCAGAAGUAGCAGGGCUGACGUGCUGUACACCGGUGUUUUCCGUCUUAUUAAUUUCUUUUUCGCUUCCAUGAAUGAGCACGGUGGCCGGGGAUGAAACUGCUUAUAACCCUCUGAAGUCCCGAGAGGUUGACCGCACCACCUGGAUCUUCGGUUUUGUUGGAGAGGAGCAAUGGAGGGGUGCGCGAGUGAGCGGGGAAACCGUGAGGAAAAUCGGGCGUAAUCCUUUCUCGCGACUUUGUUGCUCGUGUAGUGCUUUUAAUCUUAAGUUCGAAAAGAGAUAGUUCGGUGAAGGUGCUGUCUGUGGGUUUCUUCUCCUUAUACCAGUUCACCAGAAUGUUGAGCCAUCUGUGGAUACUCUGGCAUAGGCAGCACCUUUAUUCGAGCCUUGGUUCCGACCGAGAAUCGAACCUGGGCCUACCGCUUUAGGGUGUGGUACAAAAUCAAUGAACCAAACGUGACAUCCUUUUGAUAGCCUGCUCCAUAGAGGGAGCUUAACUUUUGGUGAAGUCCGUCUGGGAAACAGCGCUGAAAUUCAUUUUCUGGGCUCCCACCUGUGUACCAGGAUUUGAGUACGCGCCAUGAUUGGCUUGUUAAAAUACCCAUUGUCAAUUUGCCAAUCAGGUUAUAGGAGACUCGAAACGCAUUUCCGGUAAUUCGCUGAGUACGUUGGGGGCCCCAGAACAAGGAUAUCGGCGUUGCUUCGUAGGCGUUACUGUUAUGGGUUAGAUCACGCCUGUGACGUAGGCUAGACUUAUGAUAGUGUUUGCGUUACUGUGUAGCUUGCAAGUGAUGAAGAGAGUGUACAUUCGCUGAACAUUGACGACCAUGAUCACCAUCACACUGGUAAGUUUUCUCAGAAGGUAUUGCUAACAGGCAUUGGCAAAGAACAUAUUAACACCAGGUAGAAACAUAAAGGUACAAGUUGUUAUCUCGAAAGUCAUACAUAUUCGAAUCAAAACUGGCUUCCUUUCUAGUCAAACAUUAAUUUUACUGUCAAUUUUCCAAACCUAACGAUAAUUUAAUUCAAAUGUCUUGUUAAUGACUGAAAGGAACAAACUUGUUAGCAACGCUCUGCUUAAUUGGCCAUUUCUCAUAGGAGAUAAGAAGACUGAUCAAUCGGGCAAACACCAUCCGCAACAACAUUCUAGCACUCCAAAGAAAGUAGAGAGACCGAAGUCACUAUCCCUCCAUACCCUGUCAGUGGAUCCGCCAGUGAUUCGAGAAAGCCCCGAGUUCGCUGCAGACAAGGUCUUUACAGAUCACGACAAAGCUGCAACGAGCGCAAACAAAGACAAACUUCCCAGUCCUGCCCGUUCACCUAAAGCGCGCGAAUCUUCCAAAGACCUGGACACUGAUCCCCAGGUAAAAUUUAAAUACAGUGCAGUCCUGAUUUCUCAAAAGUCUGAGUUGUUCAAAAAAAAAAAUGGCUCCCUUUCCAGUCAAAUAGUAAUUUCACUACCAAUUUUCCAAACCUAAUGAUAAUUUAAACCAAAUCUCUUCUCCUGAGGUGCCCCGAAAAAUCGGAAUUCCAGUGAAAUGCUCGUGUUUGUUUUACUUGUGGUCUCUCGGUUAAGUGGUCAAAAUAAAUGUACUCGACGAAAAACCCGACCUCAUGGGUACGUGUUGAGGUCGGGUUUUUCUCGUUCUGAAUUCCGCUUUGUCAGAACGGACCGCCUUAGUAAUUUUGUUACCCACAGUUACAAUAGGAUUUAAUUGUUUUUGCCUUCUGUGCCAUGUGUAAUUAUGUGUUCUGCGUAUUCUUGACCUCCCUUGUAAUUUAGUGUUAUACACUACCAAAAGGGUUUAAUAAACUGAUUAUUAUUAUUAUACAUGCCUUGAGUAGGAAUGCUAGCGAUAUACAAAACACUCCUCAUUUGAUAACCCUGAUGGACACAAAUUUUUGGCGUCAAACUAAAAAAAAGUAUUCAUGAGGGAGCUCUGCAAACACCUUUUCAUGGAAGCGGCUGAAAAAGGUACAUAAAGACACCACCAGGUGCUUAUGUCAAGCGACUCGCGAUUCUUCUAGAUUUGGGGGAAAUGUACUCUAGCUGAUUCGUUCGUUGUGGUCUCAUGCCGUUAUACGAAUUCUUAGAGAAAGACGUCCGAGAGAGAUGUCGUCUUUUAUUUGGCAACGUUACCAUGUUCGUCUCCUGGAACUUUCUAACCCCAUGUACAUGUCAAAGCUAGGACCAGGACUUUAGACGAGUCAGGUGUUGUAACCUUUAUUUUUCUUUCCAACGCUAUCUCCUAGGUCCCUAAAAAACCAAAGCUGAAGAAGUCGUCCAGCAUCAGUUCACCAAUCAGAGACAAGAAGAGCUUGGAUCACUCGGCCCAUUCCCCUUUCUCAUCUCCCCGUCAAGGAAAAAGUACAAUGGCUGUGAAAAGCAAAGAAGCCGAAGACAGACAUGGUUACAUGGGUUUCCUAGGAGAUCCAAAGAAGAGCUCCUCAUCACCAGAGCUUUCUUCGCCGCCAGCCCUCCACAAAGGUAUCUUCCUAUCACGAGUACUGUACUUCGUCCUUCUGCUAAAGUUAAUGUAUAUCUUUUGAUAUUAUUGUAUAUCCCUUUCUUAAAAUGAAUUUCACUGUAAAUUUCUUCUCCGAUUCCCUAGUGCCACUUGUUAAAAGCGAAGGUGCCAAGCGGAAGAUGUCUCGCUCAAGAAUGGUUCCCCUAACGGUGGGUCCUCAGUUCAUAAGUAAGGGAUCCAAGUCAGCCCCAGUAGCAAGCGACCCCACAGAUUCGGGACCUAAAGAGCCCCCCAUUCUGGUGACUCCGUCAGAAUCAUUCAGAUAUCCCCUGGACCCGUGCUUCGUGUUUCUACAGCUAUAUCAUGCAUCAUUCCUGGGAGCUGCACACGAAAAACCACAGCCGGUACCUGAAGGCGAGGUAGAGUAAUAGCUAUAUGAUCUCCGGAGUAGCGUAGAUCAACUUGACCUUGGUAAAGAAGACAUGAUUUCAAUAUACGUUCGUAUUUUUUGUUGUUGCUGCUGUACAGGUUAAGAAUUUGACUCUGAUAUUAAAUUAGUGGUGUCUGUUGCCACUGGGUGUCCGUUUUGUGGUGCUGGCUGUUUGCGGAAGUUCCAAUUUAAUUUUCUCUCGAAAGCGAUUUAAAGAUGUGUCAGCUGGUACAACAGGGAAGCACUAUUUUUCGUCUCAUAGAUAAGAUACUACUAUUUAAGAUUUUCUUACAAAUACGAUAUGCAUUGUUAAACCCCUGCAUUUCGCUACUUUAGGUGGAAGACAUAGUUCUCACUGUUUGAAUCCUCUGGUUUGACAUUGUCGGACUGAUUUUUUUUGUGGGAGUUGGGAGAUGGGAUCAUUUGGCAUGACGCCCCAGAGCGAAAGAAGAUUCGACCUAAAUAGGCCCAGCUAUUUCAUUUUCGAUCGAACUAGUGCUACAGUUAUUUAUUUAUUUAUUUCAAACGAUUAUUCUGUUACCUUUUGGACAGGUCAUUGAGCGAGCUAUUAAGUGCCUUGACCGUAUCCCUCCCUAUGAUACACACAAGAUUGGUGUGAUUUAUGUUGGGCCUGGGCAACACGACAACGAGGCUGCAAUCUUGAGAAAUGUUUACGGGUCAACCCGUUACAUGUCAUUUCUUGCGGGACUCGGCACUCUCGUUCGGCUUCGGGACUGCCCGCCAGCGGAGAUUUACACUGGUGGGCUGGAUAGAAAUGGCGAGGACGGUGAAUUUGCCUACAGCUGGCAGGAUGAUAUUUGUCAAGGUAACGACCCUUUCUAAAGAAAAUUUAUUGACAAGCGCACUGAAAUAAGAAGUGAUCUGUGAAAUUUCUGCAGUCUUCAAAACGUUUUCUUCCUUUGGCAUUUUACCAGCAGUCACUGUGUAUAACAUAAUAAAAAACAAAGUAGUAGCAACGCGGUAGCUACAGUCGAAGCUCUCGUAAGCGACCACCUCGAAAAUUCGAAAAAGUGUUCGUAUCCAGAGCUGGUCGCUUACGAGAAUCAGCUCUCGUAAACGACCGCAUGGUAAAACAAUAGAAGGUGGUCGCUUCAGAAAUCCAUUAAUAAUUAGUAAAGAAAAAACAAAAGAAAUUAAUGUUAAAUGAGUGUCUUAAUAUCUGACAUAGACACAACGGCUAAACUUUACGUCCAAUUUUUUAGACCAUUAGCGCAGUGUACAGUUUCAUUUAAGUGUUGAUUUAUAUAAAAAAGACUCUGAGUGGUCGCUUACGACAGCUUUUCAUUACAAAGUUUAAGUCACAGUUCAAACGGGGUUUCACGAAGGUGGUCUUAACUAGAGCUGGUCGCUUACGAGAGUGGUCGUGAGGAGAGCUUCGACUGUAUUAAUUUGUUUGGUUGUCGCAGGGAUUAAAUCCAGGCAUUCAAAAGUAAGAAAAAUCUUGAACAUCAACCCUACGACACUAAGUGGUGUACCAAGGAUUUCAUGUAUUUCUUGUAAUGUAGAAUUUAGCACAAAAACCAUUGUUUAACUUACGGUUGGGGAAAGGGGGGUGGUUAAUUAAUCUACAGCCAACAAAAAGAAGGGGGGAAAUGAUUUUGAACAUGAAAAUGACUACGGUUCUGCGUGCUUCUUUGAUUUCAGAUCCACUCUCUCUAGGAAAAAGUCAAUCGGUUUUUUUAUUUUGUAUUUUUCGUUUUUUAGUUAUCUUCCAUGUUGCCACAUUGAUGCCGACCCGUGAAUCCGACUCAGGCUGUAACUCGAAGAAGAUGCACAUUGGUAACGACUUUGUAACCAUCGUCUACAAUGACUCCCAGCAGACCGUAAAAUUUGGCACAAUCAAGGUAACAUACCUUCAAGAAUAAAUUCUUGACAAGGUUUUCGUCGUUUUUGUUGACAUCGUGGUGCCUCCCCUCGGUAUUUCUGUCUGAGAAACCACCUUUGGUCUGUUCCUCUUUCGUGCCUUUGGUACGUUGGCUUGAGCAGCUUCCUUUUAUAUUGCUUGCUUGUUUGGUUUUGUCUUAUAUCUUGAUAUUGUGCUGUUUUCAGUAUCUAACCGUACUACAAUUAUAGCUUUCAGUUUAUAAAGGCACAUUUAAAGAUUUCACCCACAAACCAAAUGUUAGUACCAUCCUGGGCUGUGCAAUAAACAGGUCACAGAUGGUUGUUUCUCAGUGGCUAUAAUUCAGAGUCGAACUUUUCCCUGAGGAAUUAAAAGGACAUAGCUUCCUCAAUUGGAAUCCUCUUGGUUGUUUUCUUCUUUUUACUACUUAACAGGAGGCACGAUGCAUGAAAAGAAGAGAAAACAAUUUGCACUGGCAUUUUGGUUAAUUUAGGCUUUUGAAUCGUUUUAUUUUAGUUUUCAUUUUUUUCUCUACUUUUCUUUGCCAGGGUCAGUUCAAUUUUGCUGAAGUGUUGAUUAAACCGCUUGAUAAUGCAUCUAACAUGGUGUCCCUGCGGUUCAAAGAUGAGCUAAAGGAUCUGCUGACUGACACAGGGCCCCGAGUUAUCUCUGAUGACAACCUUCCUCGCUUGGUACGGCAGUUGGUCGUGCACAUUAACGUAAGUCAAUGUCAUGCACUGUUGAGUGUUCAGAUUUUUUCCGGAAAAAAAUCAAAUAAAAUAUUUGAUGACUUAGUAAAACUCAAAUUUAGCGACGAAAUACAUUAUGAGAUUUACAACUAGGCCAGUCGUUUACAGUUUGUCGGAUGUGUUAACACCCAGGCUCAAGUAUAGAUUGAGACAACCUUUUGCAAUUCGUAAAUUUGUACUGAUAUCGAGAGAUUCAUAUAUAACUUGUUAUCAGUGUAAAUGAAACAAAUUGGUCGUUGUCUACUAGAUAUUUUGCAGGAUAUUAGACUGCCUUAUAGACCAAAUUUUGUCAUAGUUUUUGUUUCCUGUCGUCUUUCGUAGUCCUGCUACCAUUGCGUUCGACGUUAGGAGAAUGCAACUCCUAAUCUGCUUGCGUAUUUCGUCGUUCUUCAGCCUUUCCAGCGGCAUCUUGAAUUACUUCACGUGUAGACCACGGUAAUGUGGUAUGCAACGACGCAUGUAUAAUCGAACCGGUGUGGGCGAGAAAUUAAAACAGAAUUCUUGACUGUUAUUAUUGCCAAUUUUCGACUUGACCCGGCUUUGCAAACAAUCUAUUGUAUUCAUUGUGCACCUUGUUUUCUGAUGUUGGCUUGACAUACUUUGCGUUAUCGGUGUAAUUUAUUCAACUUUGCAUUUCAUCUUUCUGGAGCAUUUCCAUGCACACCUCUACGCACUUUAUAAUCUACGAUUAAUACUAGUUUUAUAUAUUAAUCUUGACGUUUACUUUCAUUUCCUUACAGAUGGCAUCUGUUAUUCACCAAAGUCAAAAGCGGCCAACAGACGCUUACGGAUGUAAUUGGCUAGAGAGGUUACGUCAGAUUAAACGAGUGCGCUCAAAGGCGACGGCAGAGAAUUUUUCAGUUCCCAGCAGCCCCAUGGGUAAGGCCUCACCCUCACCUGGGCUGCGCCCUUCGUCUUCACUGGUCACAGGUCUCACAGAUUUCACAGAGUACAUCAUGAGAUAACGUCGAAUCGUCUCCGAAUUACGCAAGAC
This is a messenger RNA of Porites lobata, 23728 nucleotides long. NCBI's taxonomy places the organism in Eukaryota, Metazoa, Cnidaria, Anthozoa, Scleractinia, Poritidae. The record is from the annotation of a GenBank genome assembly.